Messenger RNA from Orussus abietinus, 7010 nucleotides. It is a transcript of the gene Pi3K68D, whose product is annotated as phosphatidylinositol 4-phosphate 3-kinase C2 domain-containing subunit beta. Gene Ontology annotation, biological process: phosphatidylinositol 3-kinase/protein kinase B signal transduction; cell migration; phosphatidylinositol-3-phosphate biosynthetic process. The record is from RefSeq and is a predicted model, not a curated record. Lineage: Eukaryota; Metazoa; Arthropoda; Insecta; Hymenoptera; Orussidae. Gene Ontology annotation, cellular component: cytoplasm; phosphatidylinositol 3-kinase complex; plasma membrane. The transcript is spliced from 25 exons. Gene Ontology annotation, molecular function: 1-phosphatidylinositol-4-phosphate 3-kinase activity; phosphatidylinositol binding; 1-phosphatidylinositol-3-kinase activity. The coding region runs from base 362 to 5668 and encodes 1768 amino acids.
AAUUUUUCCGCCGCGCGACAAUUGAUUGUAGCGACGCCUCGCGCAUGCGUUCUAGCGGCGCUCGGGGCAAGCUGCGGGCGACUUCGACGCGCCUGGAAAUACGGAAUGACGGAGACGGAUGCAAGUUAGGUUUCUUAAGGAGAGAGGAAGACAGCGAUGAAGCUCGGCAGCGCAUUUCGGAACAUGCUUCGAGCAGCGGCAAGUAGGUGCGCGCAGCGGCACGCAGCGGUGCGCUUGGUUGCGCUUUGGAGGAGAUGUCACGUCUCCUGAAAUAACGGUGCCCACUGCGCGAAUUCAGUGCCCAUGUUUGUACAUCUCGGACGUGGAUUUGUUUACAGAAUUUCGUCAGAAUAAUGCCAGGAUGUCGAACUAUGGUAGAGAGCCGCACUCGCAGAGACGGGCGGUGAUCGACUAUGAGCGCCAGUUUCAGGAGGACUUGGAAAGGGCGCAAGCACUGAGCUUGGAAAGCCUAGCGCUGGAGAAGUUCAAGUUGCAGAAACAACAGCUGGAGUAUAGCGGUCAUGUCCAGAAAGCUUAUACUCCACAGAACAGUACCCAGGGAUGUAAUAGCAGCGUCUCGGAGGCAGAUGGAAUAUCGUCUGGAAAUGGAGACAGACAAUACCUGAGGAGUCGUCCCAGGCCGGGUUCCUUUAAUACGAAUCAAUCCAGGAAUGCCUCUAUUAUUGCACCACCGCCCAUUCCUUGUAGGAGAAAUUCAACGACAUCUAAUCAGGAACAGUCUGCGGACCUCAUCAAUUUCACCAGUCCAAUGAAACAGGAUAGCCUGGAGCAGUACUGUUCCACGGUACCACCUCCACCACCACCCAAAGCACCGAUAGAGCCCAGAUGGGAUACUCACCCUGCGUUACUGAGACGUUCCUCAAGAGUUUCAAGAAGUAACAGUUCAGCCGCAACAUACAAUUCACGUGACUUCAGAUACCAUUCGCCAUCUCCAGGACCCCGAUCUUCGACGGCUCCUUGCACUCCUGGAACUCCAGGCAUCAGUCCUAUCAUGUCGAGAGCCAGCAGUGUCAGUAGUCACGUGACAGAUUCCGUUCCACAGAUCCCUCCUUUGCCACUGAAUUAUCGGGCUGGUAUAAUAACACCUGCAAGUAGUGCAUCAACUCCGACAUUCCCUACAAACGAUGGGCAGCUAAGCGUUUUGAAAGUUAUCGAGAAGAAGCCAAACAGUAAUCUUAUUGACCUGAGUGCUUUCGAGCAAACCGAGGACAAGACUAACGUCAGGGUCAGUGUGCUGGAGGCCUUCGAUCCUUUGCUCGUCAAGACCGAAGAAAACAGUAGUAAUCCUAAGGAGUGGAAAGAUGAUACCGAGUCUCAUGUCAGUGGGUCAGUCUACGAUCCCUUCGACCCUUUCGAUUACAUGUACAGCACAAAUGAGAGUGUCAAUUCAGACCCGGUUUACGUGGCUGUGGAAAAGUCAGCAAAGUCUCCUGCUGUCUCACCUGCCGCACCACCUCCACUGCCUCCCAGGAAUUCCUCUGCAUGGAACACCAUCGAAAGGAGAAAAACGUCUCUGGAUCGAAGACAAAAGCGACAAACAAGGCUCUACGAAAAUGUCACCGUGGUAAAGACUAGAGCAUCGCUGCAUGAUUGUGAUUUGAAAGCUUUUCACAAGAUGAUAAAAUCCGUUCGAGGAGAAUUUCCCUUCAAUGAUCCUGGUACAAACAUGGGCCACAUAAUCAGCCCGAUGAUGGAGAACUUGUAUCCAGAGGGUACUAGCAUUAAAUUAGUAGUGCAUCCACAACUGCCUGGCAAUAGUCACGAUUCAAUUCCGCCCAUAACAUUUACCUGUGACGUGAAUUGCAGCGUCGAGCACGUUAUUCUUAACGUGGCGUGCUCUCUCGAGGACGAAGAUACGGUGAAUGUGGAAAAAUACUGUCUGAGAGUUUGGGGACUCGCCGAGUACCUUGCACCUAACACGACAUUAGCACAGUACGAGUACAUACAUCAGUGUAUUAAAUUGGAGAAGGAUAUCGAACUAGCCAUUAUGACCAGAGUACAAAUAAAGCGAUCCAUUGCUCGUACACUGCAGGACGAUAAUCGAGAUCAGUGCCUCAAACUGGAAGACAUACUUCCCAACGAGCCUUUGCAACCCAUCUCCUACGAUACAUUGAUCAUUUUACUGGAAACCGUGGAGAAAGAGUUAGAACGUGUAGAGACUGCCUCGAUACAGUUGGCUACCUCCAAUCAUAGUUCCAGUCUGCUGCCACACCUGCAACCCCGUGGAGUAGUCCAGGCAGUGAAAGCAGUCAGUGCUCUCAUGGGGAAUGUGGAGACUUAUGAGAUAACGGAGGCAGUGGACAAUUUUGUCAACGCCUGUUGCCAAUUCUUGCCGCAGAUCCACACGACCAACAUCGAAUGCAAGAAGCCAGAAGUCCUCCACGAGGACGGGGACUAUUCGGUCGUCACCCUGAGGAGGAAAUUUCCCGACGUGAUAGGGACGCAUUGCCACAAGAUCAGGGACGCGAUACAGGACCUGGUGGAAACGUACUGUCACGCCUUCAGGGUGGACUUCCAACUAAACAGCCGGGGAGAAUUUCCAACGAAUACGUUGGUCUCCUCCGAGGUGAUCGACACGGUCCUCGUCAGGGUAGGAUCCGUGCACCGGUUACCGGGAUCCUGGAAACAUGACGACUAUAUCGUGGCAGCUCAGAUAUUCCAUGGCACGAGACCCGUUGGGAACCCAGUUAUUUCCGAACCCAUGACGGUCAGCUGUAACUUCUACUCGAGGAUCUUGUUCAACACCUGGUUGGAGUUCCACGGCAUCAGCGUCUGCCAAGUGCCCAGAGAAGCGAGACUAGUUUUAGUGCUGUACGGUCGCACCUUGCAGCCCACGGAACACGAGUCGAACUCGAACGAGGGAGCCAUGCAGAAGGAGGAACUUGGCUGGGGAGCCAUACAAUUUUUUGAUUACGAUGGAGUGAUAAGCCAGGGAAGCUUCUUCCUCUCCUUGUGGCCGGCGAUUGCGGAUAAGAGACUGGGUCCAGCACCGGCGCCUGGGAUCCAUCCUCGAGGAGAUGCGUAUCCCAUCAUAGGUCUGGAACUCCCAGACUAUGGGGGAAAGGUGCUGUUCCCCACGGAACUCCGAGACCAUGAUGUAGAAUCCUUGGACUUCAAUUCGUUGGACCAGAACACUCAGGAACUGCUGAUAGACAUCACGCAGCAGGACACGUUCUCGAGACCACCCGUUGACGAAAGGGAGAUCCUCUGGGAGAAGAGGCACUACUUGCACGACAGACCAGAAGCUCUGCCGAAGGUUUUGCUCGCAGCACAUAGCUGGGACUGGGCUUGUCUUCCUGAUCUUCACGCGUCCCUUCGAGUCUGGAGUCCACUUCCGCCUGUUCAGGCGUUGCAAUUACUUCUACCGUGCUUUCCAGACAUGAAGGUGCGAGAGAUGGCCGUCAGCUGGAUCAGAGAGCUGAGCAACGACGAGCUCAUAGACUACCUGCCGCAGCUGCUUCAAGCCCUGAAGCACGAGACCUACGAAGCUUCACCGUUGGCGAGGUUCCUCCUGGAACGUUCCCUGCUCUCGGCCAGGGUGGCUCACCACAUCUAUUGGCUCCUGACUCAAGCACUGCCGGGACAAAGUCCCCAGGUACAGAACUCUCCGGAAAAUUCCCCGGAUGACGAUAAGAGCAUCAGCUCUUCUCGAUACCACAGAAGGCUCCAGCUGAUGUUGAGAGCACUUCUGGCAGUGAUCGGUGAAGCCCUGAGGAACAGCUUCCUCGCUCAGCAGCUCCUAGUGAAGAAUCUUCACGAGGUCGCGGAGAACAUCAAGACUACCAAAGAGUCCCUGCGAGUGGAGGCGCUUAAAGUCGGACUGCAGAAUAUACACGGACAGCUUACCGAGGAUGACGGAACGUGUCUACCUCUGUCGCCCAGUAGCGAAGUUUUCGGCAUUAAUGUCCAGACCUGCUCGUACUUCCCGUCUUUCACGUUGCCGUUGAAAAUUAACUUCGUCGGCUGCGACAACGUCAUCACUCCUGCAAUCUUCAAGGUCGGCGAUGACCUUCAGCAGGACAUGCUCACUCUUCAGAUGGUCCGCAUAAUGGACAAGCUUUGGCUGAAGGAAGGCCUCGACCUAAAAAUGGUGACUUUUGCCUGCGUACCCACUGGCCAUAAGAGGGGCAUGAUCGAGAUGGUUACUAAUGCGGAGACCCUGAGGAAGAUACAAGUUGAGUUUGGGUUGACCGGUUCCUUCAAGGACAGACCGAUCGCCGAGUGGCUGGCCAAACACAAUCCCUCGGAGUUAGAGUACGAAAGGGCUGUCGAGAACUUCACCGCGUCCUGUGCUGGCUACAGCGUGGCUACCUAUAUUUUAGGUAUUUGUGAUAGACACAACGACAAUAUUAUGUUAAAGACCUCGGGCCAUUUGUUCCACAUCGACUUUGGCAAGUUCCUGGGAGACGCGCAGAUGUUUGGGAACUUCAAACGGGACCGGACUCCAUUUGUAUUGACAUCCGACAUGGCGUAUGUUAUUAAUGGCGGGGACAAGCCUUCUGCAAAAUUCCAUCAUUUCGUGGACCUGUGCUGUCAAGCCUUCAAUGUUGUUCGGAAGCAUGGUAACCUCAUCCUUCACCUCUUCGGACUGAUGACCUCUUCCGGCAUCUCCGGGGUGACAAUGGACGCGGUCAGUUACGUGCAGAAGGCUUUGUUGCCGGGUCAGACGAAUCCGGAAGCCGCUGCGACCUUCGCUCGCAUGAUCGAGAGCUCCCUGAAGAGUUGGUUCACCCAGUUCAACUUUUUCCUACACAACCUUGCACAAUUGAGGUUCACCGGGGACCACAACGACGGGGAGCUGUUGUCCUUCAUUCCUCGCACGUACACGAUGCAGCAGGAAGGCCAGCUGACGAGUGUCCAGGUCCACGGCUACCAAAAGCGGUACGACCCUGAAAAAUAUUACAUGUACAUUUUACGGAUACAGAGGAAGGGACACGCGGAUCCUACCUAUCUCUUUCGCUCGUACAAGGAGUUCUGCGAGUUCUACCAGAAGCUGUGCAUACAUUUCCCUCUAGCGAAGGUGGCAAGCCUGCCGAGCGGCAUCAGUGUCGGCCGUUCCAACAUAAAGCAAGUGGCGGACAAACGUCGAGCAGAUAUCGAAAAGUUCCUGUUAAGUUUGUUCAAAAUGGCUCCGGAGAUAUCGCAAAGCGAUCUAGUCUACACGUUCUUUCACCCACUGCUGCGGGAUCAGCAGAAUGCGGAUAUACACUUGCGUAAAGUUAAAGUUGGUAACUGGUGGGCGGAGAAGAGGGUGCGGGAAAACGUCCAAAGUGGCCAGAUCAAGUUGUCCCUUCACUAUUCGCGCGGAACGCUCUCGGUAAUGGUCCACCAUGCGAGAGGUCUGCCCAAGGUUGCGAAUGCUCAGGAGCCGAACACCUACGUGAAGGUUUACCUCAAACCCGACCCGACGAAGGUGACCAAACGGAAAACGAAGGUCGUCAAGAAGAACUGUCACCCAUCCUUCAUGGAAAUGUUGGAAUAUAGAAUGCCACUAGAGGUGAUAAAGGAGAGGACGUUGGAGGCCACGAUUUGGAAUCACGAUACCCUCCAAGAAAACGAGUUCCUCGGUGGCAUUCGACUGCCCCUAGGUCGUCUCGACUUGACCAACGAGACGAUCGAGUGGUUCCCACUGGGAAGCGUUCGAUGAGCUCCAUCGGAAAUGGCUGUGUCGAGGACUAAGGAAUAAUUAAGAGUUAGCAUAUGUGAUGAACCCAACGAGGGGCUUGAGUAUCAAUUUUCGCCGCACAAAGUUUAGGAUUCCCAAACGUAAGGUUAUUAGUCUCUUUAUAAGGAACGGUACCGUAAAGAGAUCGAGAUCGAAUUUUGCAUGGUUUUUCAACUCUGGGUGUCCAAUCUUGAUCAAAGAAUCGGUAUUAGGAAUGAGGGUAAUACCAAUCGUCACAUAUCAAUGUGAUGCAGAGAUAAACGUUCUGACCGCCGUGGAAUCUACAUGUAGAUUUGAGAAUAGCGUUAACGAAACUACUGAGGGGUCGCCCGUUUUUACAAGGAUUUUUUAACUUGAUCAUAAACUGUACUUUAAGAGAGGGUUAGCAGGAAUUGCGCAAACGGAACCGAAAAUCACGCGACGGGAUAUCCGCCAUCUUGGAAUUUGUGAUCGUCGCCUCUUCCUUUAAAUUUUCUACCUAACUCUUUUUAUUAACGUCGUCUAGUAAGUACGUUUAAUUCGACUUUGCACGUCUAUUUGUGAUUAGGAAUCGAGGAAUGGUUUUGAACGCUUCAACGCGAUGUUUCUUUACGAUGUCGUCGUAAAUUCGUAUCGAAUACUCGAGUCAUAGAUUCCGUUCAGAGCCGCGAACCGUAUGAAUUUGUAUAAUAGAAUUUUUGCAAUCAUCGGGAUUGCGUGGAGGCAAAUUGAUUUGUACAGAAUUAAGAUUCGACCUCGGCGAGAGUUGCCCAAUCGUGUCGCGAUCUACCAUUAACAUUAUUUUUUACACAGCGCGUUCAUUUUUUAUCGCCCGGUAUUGCCGCACUCGUUAGAAAAAUGGCGACGCGUUUAAUCGUACCAAGGAACCGUAGUCAUCGCCUGAUAAAUAUUUAUUGCAGAACGUAUCCCUCGAAAAGUCUAAGUGCAAAGUCUUAUUGCUUUGGCACUAAUUACCACGAUAUUUAUCAUUUACAUACGCUCCCGCGGACUAGUUAAUGCUUUGAUUUACACUUUUCGUUAUACAUACGUCGGUAUACUAUAAUUUUUCCACAGUAUCUAUCUCUAGUGUUAAUUUAUUUGUAAUCGUCACCAUUAAACGGUUAUUUUGACUACAGCGCUUCUUCUUUUUUCGUUUUGUUUCACUGGAAUCGGGAAAUCGGCGCUGAGAAACAAGCAAUUAAUUUAUUUUUCUCUCCAACCUUACGGGUGGUGUCGGGGAGUUACUUUAAGAGCAUGCAUGAAGUCCGGUAAUACUUAAUGGAAUCAUCAGUAUGUAUCGUUGCGUAGAACACUCGUUCAAUAAAGCAUGUACAUGUCAAAGCAA